AUGGCGGUCCCGGAUCCCAACGUUGGAGGCGAUCAUCAUGGAGAUGAAGAUUUGGUCAAUGCUCCCCAGAGCUAUCCCCCUGGCACUUCCUCUCCUGAAGAGAUACCUCUAGACCAUCCGGCCUGGAGCGUCAAGCCAGUGAAAGUUCCAACCCUUGCUGGUACCAUGACCACCCUUCUUACCUCCUUCGGCUUUACAGUCAUUCCACCCACCCAGCCAUCAUCAUCACGUCGACCUCGCAAUCUUGCCACUGUUGCGGAUCCAGAGGAACAACUUGCUUCUCUGCAGGGUUCCCGUCUCUCCCUGUUGAAUUCUGCGCUCGGGGUCCCAGAGCAUCCUGCAGAAGAUGGCCCACAACCAGAUGUGGCCCCCCUCGAUGAGGUGCAAGCCAGUGCCGCUGAGGCAAGCAACGGCGAGGCCAGCAAGACUAAGAGCAAGUCUAAAAAGAAGAAGGCAGGGAAGAAGAAGGAGCAGCAGCAGGUUCAAACUGUUUGCCGUCUCUUUCAAGAAUCUGGACGGUGUCGCUACGGAGACAACUGCAGGUACUCCCACCUGCUCCCCGACACUCUGCCUCCACCCAACGGCACGGUCGAUCCUGAUCCCCCGAAGAAAGAGGACGACUCCUCUGAGAAGGGAGACUCUUCCAAGAAAGAGGAAGACUCUCCGAUUGAUCUUUUCUUCGCAAAGUAUCCCGAAUUCGACUACGUGCGGGACAAGCCCCUGUGGGACGAGUUUGUUCGCAUGGGUCAGCACUUCAAGUGGCAGGGCCCUAAGAAAGCUCAAGUCAAGAACGACUUCCGCGACGCCUUGGUGGAAGAGUUCGACUACGUCCACGGAACUGAUGAGAGUAACCUGGAGAACUGGGGAAAGCUGUGUCAAGCAAUGGGACUGUCUGCUCCAAAGACGCUGAAGGAGGCUCACAGGGUUGUCCGGGGAGCUUACGUCAACCUCGUAGCCCUUGUUCAGAGUCCCAGAACUGGUGAAUCUGUCGAGGUGUUCAAGAGCGUGCAGGAUUUGAGACAAUUCACGGCAAAGACCAAAUGGACUUUCCCCCAGGAGCAUACCCAAGCAGGUGGCUUGCUCAACAUGCUGCUCCGCAAGAUGGGUGGCCAGUCCCAUGGACACGGAUCUCGAGGAAAGAAGAAGGCCGUGGCCAAGUAA
This is a messenger RNA of Fusarium keratoplasticum, 1161 nucleotides long. RefSeq names its product C3H1-type domain-containing protein. Gene Ontology annotation, molecular function: metal ion binding. The coding region runs from base 1 to 1161 and encodes 386 amino acids. Lineage: Eukaryota; Fungi; Ascomycota; Sordariomycetes; Hypocreales; Nectriaceae. The transcript is spliced from 3 exons. The record is from RefSeq and is a predicted model, not a curated record.